This is a messenger RNA of Bombina bombina (fire-bellied toad), 1819 nucleotides long. RefSeq names its product protein FAM169B. Lineage: Eukaryota; Metazoa; Chordata; Amphibia; Anura; Bombinatoridae. Gene Ontology annotation, molecular function: acyltransferase activity, transferring groups other than amino-acyl groups. Bases 120 to 1157 code for a protein of 345 amino acids. The transcript is spliced from 8 exons. The record is from RefSeq and is a predicted model, not a curated record.
UAACCCUUUGUAUAGACAAAUGUCCCUUAGCAUUUCAUUAUUCAAUAAUGUCCAUAGAAAUAACAGUCUGAUAUUAAAGUUAGGUGUGUUCAUAAAAUACAACAUGGACUCUUGCUAAUAUGAAAGAAAUGAAUUUAUCAGGGCACUGCUACCUGGUAGAUCAUUUACAUUCUAUGGAUUUGAAUGCACUACUGAAGCGAGCUGACAAUUACUACUCGCAAAUUAUCCAAAAGCAUGUGGCAUCUGAUGAAUACUUUUCUAUUCCAGGAGGAGAUAAGUUAAAAAUAGAUGAGUCCAGCGUUCUUCAUAUUCCAUUGUUUCGGGAAGAAGACUCUAGAAAAAUCAUGGUCUUGGUAAACACAAACAAAAGCGAGUCAGUUCUGGCAAUUUAUUUGAAUGAAAUUUGGUGGCCUGUAGAUGAGAUAUUGAAGUCAUCUUACCAUGAGGGCUUAAAGCAGGUACAGACAAUAGGAGAGAGACUUGUUCUCUUUGUCCUCAACUGCUUGGUUUUUGGGAUUUUAGAGGGAGGUGCUUCAGAAGAUGGAGUCAACUUUCUCGCUCACUCUGCAGGAGAACUGGCCAAGAUCUUCUGGCUUAAAGGCAAGGCUGUGGCAUUUUACACUUACAAAACUAAAGGCAACUUGUGUAACAGGACCAAUAGCCAGUGCUACCAGCUUACUGUCCUUGACACCAUGUUUGUCAGGAAGACACAUAGACGACACGGUUUGGGAACACAAAUGUUGGAAGAUUACUGCCAGAGUUUUCGAAGUGACGCUGCCUUAGGUAUCAGCUACCCCAUAUCUUCUGCAAUGUAUCAAGUGUGUAUCAAAUUCUUGAAUAAUCAUCCUGAUGAACGAGAUCGUUUAUGGGAAGUAGAAGCUCCAGGUGACUGGGACCAGCGUAUUAAUAUCUGGUUACGAAUACAGCUUGGGGAGAACCCAUCCGUUCAAGAAUGCGCUGCAGACAGUAAGGAUUUACAUCCAUGUGAGGCGGAUGCUCAACUGAAAGUCAGCAACCAGGAUCUUGCUGAGGGUGAUCUUUCUUUUCAGACUGUGAGUAAUAAUGGACAGUCAGUGUCUCUGCAAGACCAGAAAAGGAGAAGAAACCAAACGGAAACAAAGGAAGAGACUUUCAUCAAGAAAAUCAAAACAGACUAAGAAUAUAGACAAUUCUGUAUUAAGCCUCUGUCAAACUCACAAUUGUGCCUGUACAUUAGUGAGCUAGGUUCUACUAGUCCCUGAACUUUGUCAGUCGGCUCUGCUUUUGUGUGUAGUGAAGGUUGUAACAAACUCUUAAACAGGAUUUACUCAUGUAAAUUACCUUUAUCCUAUUUAUGCUAUAUUUACACAUAGCAGGGAUAAGACAAGUUCAGAAAAAUACAUCACAUUGCAGGCAGCUGUUUGGGUCUUCUUAGACCUCAUCAUCACAUGAUAGAUUCCUUCUUGCUGCAUUCAGAAGCUGGUCAAAGGGCAUCCAAACCAGUAAAUAAACUGUGAUGAGUGAAAAGAUGAGUUAAAAAAAACCUUUUACUGUGAGUAUAGUGGUAUACAAAAUAUAAUUGUGUAGUACAUCUGCACAUUUUUCCAAAGCAAACCUUAGGUAAGUGUUUCUAUUGGAGCAAAGGAUUCUAGGUAAGAUUAAAAAUGCCACUCCUUCCCAAUGCUACUCUAGGCAGCAUUAAAAUAUAGCAGAGACAUUGAAAGUAUCCUUGCCCAGAAUCUAUUAUAACACUGAAAAUACUGUUGAGAGAUCUACUCAUAGAUCCUGAUCUACCUUUUCUCCAACAUAGGUGUGUCCGGUCCACGGCGUCAUCCUUACU